UUUCAUUAGAGUCGUAAGCAAUAUCAUAAAGAGUUAUAUUUGCAGGUCAAGAAUGGAGCAAUUGCUGCAUGGCACACUUAUUAAUGUGACCAUAGAUGAGAUUGAUAGACUAAAGAUCUCUGGAGGAUUGUUCUGCGAGGAUGUUGGACUAUUGGAGAAAGGGAAAAUAUUGCUAGCCCAGCUUACGAGACUCGUGCUAUGCCAAUCAGUACCUGCCCUAUGCAAUCUCAACCUGUUGGUGCAAGAGGCAGCAGCAAGCUGGUUUCAGCUUUGCUUGGACAUCAAGUGUCGAGCCUUGCUGAAGAAACUAUUGAAGAAGAAAGAACAAAAAGAAAUUUGCAAUGAAAAAACAGAAAAGAUAGAGAUAGAUUUGAAUGAAAUCUUUUCAUUAACAACAAAAAAAGGCAUUAUGCUAUUACCUAUAUCAGUUAACUUGUCAAAUGAACAAGUAAUCACCUAAUCAAUUACCUAA
Molecule: messenger RNA, 472 nt
Organism: Gossypium raimondii (Peruvian cotton)
Lineage: Eukaryota; Viridiplantae; Streptophyta; Magnoliopsida; Malvales; Malvaceae
Exons: 2
Coding region: 53-460 (135 amino acids)
Source: RefSeq, a predicted model, not a curated record